This is a messenger RNA of Penicillium nucicola, 1344 nucleotides long. Its product is annotated as metal-dependent hydrolase family protein. Gene Ontology annotation, molecular function: hydrolase activity, acting on carbon-nitrogen (but not peptide) bonds. The coding region runs from base 1 to 1344 and encodes 447 amino acids. The record is from RefSeq and is a predicted model, not a curated record. The transcript has a single exon. Lineage: Eukaryota; Fungi; Ascomycota; Eurotiomycetes; Eurotiales; Aspergillaceae.
AUGUCUCAAGCCAACCUCCCCGGGUCCGACAUCAAGCCAUGGACCCGCCCCGCACCAAAGGGAUACAAGUUCACCAAUGCCAACAUCGUGGACGUCCACUCCGCCACAAUCAAAGAGAACUCAACAUUAGUAACAGUCGAAGGCAAAAUAGCCUUUGUCGGCUCCAAUCCACCCGAGUCUAUACUAUCAGCCGACCUCCAAACAGUGGACUGCCAAGGUAAAUAUCUCUGUCCGGGGCUCUUCGACGCGCACGUCCACCUAUGCGCAGUGCCCGGCUUCACAGAUCUAUCCAAAGCAUUCGGAAACCCAAAUGAUGUCCAUCUUCUCCGGCAGCCGUACACCGCAUCGCAGAUGCUGCACCGCGGCUUCACCAGCAUCCGCGAUUGUGGCGGUGCCCAACUCGCCCUGAAAGAAGCUAUCGAGGACGGCGUCUUCCCCGGACCCCGCCUCUUCCUAUCUGGCCAUGCCUUGUCCCAGUUUGGAGGCCAUGGCGAUCUGCGUGGAUCGCAUGAAGCUACCGGCUGCUGCGGCGGUACUCAUAGCAACAACCAUCUGGGUCGGAUGUGCAACGGCGUGCCGGAAUGCAUGUCUGCUGUCCGUGAAGAGAUCCGUUGCGGCGCGGAUUUCAUCAAGAUCAUGGGCUCCGGUGGCGUGGCGUCUCCCACGGAUAAGCUGGAGCAUCUCCAGUUUACCGCGGCUGAGAUCCAGGCUAUGGUGGAGUGCGCUGAUAAUGCGGGAACUUUCGUCACGGCUCAUGCGUACACGGUCAAGGCUAUUCGGCACUGUAUUGAUAAUGGUGUUCGGGGAAUCGAGCAUGGCAACUUUGUUGACCCGCCUACUGCGAAGAUCAUGGCGGAGAAGGGCAUCUAUUUGACGCCUACGCUUAUUGCGUAUGCUCAGAUGGCUUCGGAGAAGUGGAAACAUUAUCUUCCUAUUGAAUCUCAAGCGAAGAAUCAGAUCGUGCUGAAAUCUGGGCUUGAUGCUUUGCGUGUCGCUUCGGAGGCAGGUGUAACCAUGUGCUAUGGGUCUGAUUUGCUGGGACCGUUGGGCUCUGCUCAGACUCAUGAGUUUGCUUUGCGGUCGCAGGUUCUGACUCCUAUUGAGAUCUUGCGCAGUGCUACUAUCAACCCGGCGAAGAUGAUGGGGUGGGAGGAUGCUAUUGGCCAGAUCAAGGAGGGCUUCCAUGCUGAUAUUGUGGUUUUAAAUAAGAAUCCCUUAGAGGAUGUUACGGUUUUUGAUAGACCUGAGGAACACGUUCUCGGAGUUAUGAAGGAUGGACGUGUUUACAAGAGCAGGUGGAAUGCCCUGCUGGAAGAUAGUCAGAUUCCUAUUCGGGUUCAAUGA